Caenorhabditis remanei is the source of this 639-nucleotide messenger RNA. RefSeq lists its product as uncharacterized. Gene Ontology annotation, molecular function: G protein-coupled peptide receptor activity. NCBI's taxonomy places the organism in Eukaryota, Metazoa, Nematoda, Chromadorea, Rhabditida, Rhabditidae. Bases 1 to 639 code for a protein of 212 amino acids. The record is from RefSeq and is a predicted model, not a curated record. The transcript has 7 exons.
AUGGAUAAGUGUUCCAAAAAAAGAAAACCAAUCAAUAUUUAUGCUCACGACCACGAGUCCUCCUCUAGCACCCAGUUCAGCCUUUUCGAACCAAUGUCUGCUAAGAUCCUCACAAUUCUUCAAACCAUCAACGCGAGCAGUCACUCCAUCGUGUGUAUCCUAAUGUCUUCCCAAUAUCGAGACGCGGCGAAAGUGAAAUGUGGACCAAAGCGAACGAGAUAUUAUGUCAAUAAUUCUCAACAGGUUCAUAGAUUUAGUAAGCCAGUUGUCAUUCUCAUCCAAAUAGUGUUGAAAAUGACUGUCAGCACUGCACGGAGCAUACGCAUCCACGUUGUCCAUAUAUCCAAUGCAAUUUUUGUGUUCGAUAUAAGUGAGGACCGCCCAUAUUUGAUUAAUUCCAGAGUCACCAGUGUCAGCAAAUCUGUUCCGCAGAUUAAAAGUAUCCCUGUGAUCCAAGAAGGCGAGUCCUUGGCUUCUGGCAAACUCCUUGUCAUACAGACACCGAUUCUUCCACGGUGGCUUCAACGUGGUAGAAGUCGUCGUCCACCAACUGUUAUCAUCGGUUACUGUAUCAUUCGUGUCGUCGUAAUAGAAGUCGUCUCCAGAAUCCACUGUCAGUGUUGUCGUGACCUCCGAUAA